GCCACGGGCCCCGAGAUGGCGGCGGCGGCGGCAGAGGGCGAGGCAGGCUUCACCCGCGUCUCGGCCAGGCGCAGCCGCCAGAAGCGGAGGGCGGCAGCUGCCGCCAUGGACACGGCGGAGCCGCGCCCCAGCAAGAGGCCGACCUUCCCGCCUGUGGCCGCCGAGGCUCUCGGGGCCGGGAAAGGCGAGAUCCGCAAGGUCCCGGUGCCGGCCAACAGGUACACCCCGCUGAAGGAGAAUUGGAUGAAGAUCUUCACCCCCAUCGUGGAGCACCUGCAGCUUCAGAUCAGAUUUAACUUGAAAACGCGGAACGUGGAAAUCAGGACUUGUCAAGAGACCAAGGACCUCAGCGCACUAACAAAAGCAGCUGAUUUUGUGAAAGCCUUUAUACUUGGGUUUCAAGUGGAGGACGCUCUUGCUCUCAUCAGAUUAGAUGACCUUUUCCUAGAAUCAUUUGAAGUCACAGAUGUCAAACCUCUGAAAGGAGAUCAUCUGUCAAGAGCCAUUGGGAGAAUAGCAGGGAAAGGUGGGAAAACAAAAUUCACUAUAGAAAACGUAACCAGGACACGAAUCGUUCUUGCUGACACCAAAAUCCAUAUUUUGGGAUCUUUUCAGAACAUUAAAAUGGCACGAACAGCAAUUUGCAAUCUAAUUUUAGGCAGUCCUCCAUCAAAAGUUUAUGGCAACAUCCGAGCAGUGGCCAGCAGAGCAGCUGAAAGAUUCUGAGCAGCAGCAGCACAGCUGCACCACCAAGGACUGGGAGUCCUAGUUCGUUUAUGUCCAAGAAGUAUGGAGCUUGAUUUGGAAGCCCAGAGGAGAACUGGGACUGAUUGUGCAGUGUGAUUUGAACACACACAGUCAUUAAAAAGAUAUUUUAAAUGGA
Pogoniulus pusillus (Red-fronted tinkerbird) is the source of this 883-nucleotide messenger RNA. It is a transcript of the gene PNO1, whose product is annotated as partner of NOB1 homolog. The coding region runs from base 16 to 726 and encodes 236 amino acids. Lineage: Eukaryota; Metazoa; Chordata; Aves; Piciformes; Lybiidae. The transcript is spliced from 7 exons. Gene Ontology annotation, molecular function: RNA binding. The record is from RefSeq and is a predicted model, not a curated record. Gene Ontology annotation, cellular component: nucleolus.